Portunus trituberculatus (swimming crab) is the source of this 1039-nucleotide messenger RNA. RefSeq lists its product as uncharacterized. Gene Ontology annotation, molecular function: structural constituent of chitin-based larval cuticle. Bases 51 to 905 code for a protein of 284 amino acids. The transcript has 2 exons. Gene Ontology annotation, cellular component: chitin-based extracellular matrix. NCBI's taxonomy places the organism in Eukaryota, Metazoa, Arthropoda, Malacostraca, Decapoda, Portunidae. The record is from RefSeq and is a predicted model, not a curated record.
UCAGUGUAUAUUGUGUCCGAGUGGUAAACGCCAGCGGACUGCCUCUCGUCAUGGGCAGUCAGUGGGUGGUGGUGGUGGUGGCAGUCGGGGCGUGCCUACUGUACAGCCCUGAGGCCCGGCCAACAGACCCUGCAGCGCCCUUCCCCUCCCGCAGCACCGUCAGACUCCAGCAGCUCUCCUCCCGCACCCGCUCGUCUCUGAACAGGGUGUGGGACUCGAAGCUGCAGCGGUACAGAGGCAACAGCGCGCAGAAAGAGGCGGUGAACUUCUUCGAGACUCCUGGAGAUGGGAAGUACACGUUUGGUUACUCCGGUGGGCGUGACAGCGGCUCGCACCUCCAGGCCUCCAAUGGGCAGGGCCAGACCGUGGGCAGGUACUCCUAUGUGGACGCAGAAGGCAAGGAUGUCCAGGUGCAUUACGUGUCAGGCAAGGAAGGCUUCAAGGUCAUCAGUAACAAUCUGCCAGAGGAGACGGACGAGGUGAAGCGAGCCCGUGAGAACUUCUUCAAGAUUUUCGAGGAGAAGAAGAAGCUUUUGGAGGAGACGCGGCAGCAGAGGGCACGCAGCAGGCAGAGGAACAGGAACAGGCAGACGGCAGGGAGUAAAAAAGACACCAAGCCAACACAAACCUCGAAACCCAGGCAACUCUCACAAGCCAAGACAAACCGACUUCACAACGCCAGGACCAAACACCAGCAACCUCAACCCGCCAGGAAGCAAAACCAGCGACCAAACCAGCAACUUCAACCCGCCAGGACCAAGCACCAUCAACUUCAACGCGGCAGGAGACAAAACCAAAGCCGAAACCAAGUCCUGGAAACCGCGGCCAGUCACGCACGGCAGCCAAGAGACCAGCGGGGCGUCCAGCGUGGUCCGGGAGCCGCGUGCGUGCUGAGACCCAAGUAAGAGCAGAGGAGAGGCCGCCUGUGCAGACCGCCUCCGUCUCUCCUGCAGCCACGGGAGCACAGCAAGCCAGGGAGGAGGGAGCGGGAGAGGGAGAAGAGGGAGAAGAGGGAGAAGGUGAAGAGGGAGAGGGUGAA